CAGGAGGCGGACCUCAUGUUUUCGCUGCGCCAUCCCAACUGCGUGCAACUGAUGGGCACGUGCCUGGCGCCGCCCUGCCUGGUCACCGAGUACUGCCAGCGGGGCAGCCUGGCCGACUGCCUGCGGGAGGCGAGGAGGCACCGCGACGCCGCCGACUGCCUGACCUGGCACCGCCGCCUGCUCAUGGCGCUGGAUGCGGCCAAGGGCAUGCUGUACCUUCACUCCUACCAGCCCCCCAUCGUGCACCGCGACCUCAAGUCGCCCAACCUGCUGGUGGACAAGGACUGGAACGUCAAGGUGUGUGUGGCCGACUUCAACCUGAGCAAGAUCCUGGGCGAGGACCACAGCACCAGCCAGGAGGUGACCAACCCGCGCUGGCUGGCGCCAGAGGUGCUGCAGGGCGAGCUGGCCACGCCGCCGUCGGACGUGUUUGGGUUUGGGGUGGUGCUCUGGGAG
Messenger RNA from Chlorella variabilis, 456 nucleotides. RefSeq lists its product as hypothetical. The record is from RefSeq and is a predicted model, not a curated record. NCBI's taxonomy places the organism in Eukaryota, Viridiplantae, Chlorophyta, Trebouxiophyceae, Chlorellales, Chlorellaceae. The annotation marks the transcript as partial. Gene Ontology annotation, molecular function: protein kinase activity; ATP binding. The transcript is spliced from 4 exons. Gene Ontology annotation, biological process: protein phosphorylation.